CCCCCGCCCCCCCCUCUCUCUAUCUCUCUCACUCUCUCUCUGAACUACUCUCGCCGUCGACCCAUCCGCCGCUGCCUCCGCCUCCUAUUGUCGCCGCUGCUUCCGCCUCCGUUCGCCGCCGCCGCCGCCGCUUCUGCCUCCCGCCGCCGCCGCCGCCAGCUCGAUCGGGCUCCGCCUCCACCUCCACCUCCGCCGCUGCCAGGUCCGCCUCCGCCUUCACCGCUGCGAUAUCCGCCUCCGCCGCCUCAAAGUUGACUGGAAAGAAGCUGAAAAGAGACAAACAUUGGAGAACCGAGGACAUGGAGAGUACAGAGAGAUUAUUGAAGGGGAUUUCGUAGGUGAAGUCACUAGGAGUGAAAAAGUAAUAUGUCACUUCUACCAUUGGGAAUUCUAUCGGUGCAAGUAAUUUCUUCACAGUUCCCCCUCCUGUUUGCACAUUGCUCAAGGGUAUGCUUUAGGUGAUUCAGGCAUUGAGAAUGAAGCUGAAGGUUGUAUUGAGAAAAGCAUAUGAUUAUGUUCGCUAUGAUCUCAAAGAAAUUGCCUUCCCUUCAUCUUUGCCUGAUCCACCUCACAUCAAAAAGCGUCGGAAAUUAACUUGGGAAGAGCGAUAUCUUGUGCUGAAAGAAGCAUCAAGACUUUAUGCUGCUAGCUGGGUAAGAGAUAUUGGCCCUGAUCUUCGGCCAAAUGAUUAUAAAAAGUAUGAUGAUGGUGAAGAAAAGCCUAAUGAAGUAAAUGGUGCAACUAAAGAGAAAGAACCCUCCACAUUGGAGGAUCUUGCCAUUGCUGCCAGAGGGGGGAUGGAGACUCUUAAGCCCGCAUUGCAGAGGGUGUACAUGACUAGAGCUUCUGCAUAUAGAGAUGCACUGAAAAGCUUCAUAGAAGGGUAUAAAGAAGGUGUACAACAAGUCAUGGAGAAGAAAGAAAAUUCUGGAACUCAAGGAGAAGAGGAUAGCCCAAAAAAAUCAACUUGAUCUGACACAAAUCAAGCUGCUUUUUUGCAAUGCUUUCUGUAGAAAAGAAGAUGAAAGGAAGGGGGAGAGGCCGACCCCAAGAACUCCAACUUGCAAAAGAACCCACAAGAGAAAAAGGUCUGAUGGGGAAGAAAUUAAAAUGUGUACACUGUGCUUGGGGGAGGAAACACACAUUGUAUAGUAGCAAAGCAAACACAUUGUAGAGGUGAAGUCCCGUCAGCCGUUUCAUUGGUCACUAUAAAUUGUGUGUGUGUGUGAGGCCUGGGGACCCUCCCCACUUGCAGAAUUCCACUGAGCAUUGGGCAGCCACCGGGGGUCAACUGCUGGGGCUAUCUCCCGUCUUAAUCGCUAUGGGCCUUCCCCUAAUUCUCUCAUCAACAUCAAACUGUAUAUUUGGCUCUUUACUGAAGUAUUCCAUCCCUUUUUCCACAACUCUUGCUAUAUUCAACUACUUACUGUACUAAAAUCUGGUUCCUUUUCUACUUUUUAUGAUAUUGGCAUUUUGUUAA
Molecule: messenger RNA, 1480 nt
Organism: Diospyros lotus (date-plum)
Lineage: Eukaryota; Viridiplantae; Streptophyta; Magnoliopsida; Ericales; Ebenaceae
Exons: 6
Coding region: 477-971 (164 amino acids)
Source: RefSeq, a predicted model, not a curated record